CGGCUGGACACGGGUCUACGGCUAAGUUGAAUCUGUUAUUUUUGUGCAAAAAACGAUCUGUCGGAGUGGAAAAAGUGUGAUUUGAGGUGCAGUGAUAAAAAAGUUUACAAGCGAGAAAAAAAUUGGGAGUGUUCUAUCUUCUGUUAAAUAAUUACAUGUGAAUUUCGAGUGGUGCAUAACGUGUUGAAUUCGGGAGUGCUCUGGCGGUUAAUCUGGCGGUUAAGUUAGUCUUCUUCACACCUUCUUCACACCUGAGGAGAACCGAUAAGAAUUCGGAGGAAGUGAAUCCUCACAGAUCGUCAUUCGGCAGCAGGAAAGAAGAAAGUAAAAGGAAAUCAUGAUUCUAGAAAAGGCCGGAAGUUCAGCCAAGACGAGCACUUCAAACGCUAUUAAGUCAAUGACGCAAGUUUCCAGAACAUCGGAAAACGACUCGAAAACGACUUCCGGUAUUCAGCAGCAUAGGGUUCAUCCGUUGCCUGUCGAAUGUGUAUACCGUGGCGAAGGAAACGCCAAUCUUGUUUUUGCAUUACCAUACGAACACAAAGUAAUUCGAUUUCGAAAAUCUGAUCCUGGCGAAUCUUCCCCUGAUGGAGGAUUUUCAAGAGUUAAGAGGGAAAGAGAUUUUAUAAAAGUCGUCCUUUCUUCUUUUCUUCGACCAUACCUUGAUGUACCUGAAAUUUUACGUUACGACCGAACUGAAUUAGCAAAAUUUUCUGAAACGAUACGUUCACUCCGACCAGAACAUCGUCGAUUUAAGGAAGUAGUUGAUGCAUUCGCCACAAAAUUUCCAGACUACGCUUUCCUUCCGGAAUUUUUAAAUUGCAAAGAAGAGGUUCCGGGGCGGAGUAAGUCAACCUUUUGCGUGGAAAUCAAACCGAAGCAGGGCUUUUUAUGCAAGGCGGAUCAAAAAUUUCGAAAAUGCUCCUACUGUUUGACACAAUAUUACAAAUUGCAGAAAGGAACAAUAUCAAGUCGAAGCAAUUAUUGUCCUUUGGACCUCUUCUCAGGAGAGUCCGAUCGGAUGCGUCGGGCCUUAAAAAGCCUCCUUGAGGAUCCUCAGAACAAUUUGAAAAUCUUCAAAGACGGAGUCGUCGUCUUCGAUCAAGAUUCCGAGACGAACGAUCUGAAGAGCGUUUUCAGGGAGUGGUUCCCAGGUGCUACCGAGACAGCUGGCAGCAACCUGGCUGACAAGCAUUUCGACCUCUUCUUUGCCCUGGUACGGGAAGCCCUUCUCCGAGAGUUCCCUAACGAGGGUCAGGACACGAGGGACUCGGGCCGGAGUCCGAUGUCGUUCGAGAUAAGUCCGGAUAUCGAAGUUCCCUCACGUCUUAGUCCGGAAAUCGUGGCCAAGACUAAGAAGCUUCUCUACUUCACGAAUGAGGAAUGCGAUUUGACAAGUACCGACUUGCCCCAGGGUUCAGUUCUUGAACGAAUUCUCGAAAUUCAGAGACUACACUGCCACGGAGCCGACGUCAUUUAUUGGAUCUUCUCCAAAUUCUCGCCGAUUCUCGACAACGAAAUCAUCUAUUCCAGUCUGAUUGAUAUUUACGAAUCUCGAGAAAAUAUACCACACUGGACACAUUUGGCCAAGAGCAUAAAAUCUCUCCUAAUCAGCGAUCAAUAUCAUUCCGUGAAAGAAGAUAUAAACGAGAAGGAGGUGGAAAUAUUUAUUGAUGAUCCAAUUGUAAUCCAGAAUCAUCGAAAUAGUAGCAAACAAAAAAUCCGAGAAAGCCUCACGGCUGAAGAUAAAAAUAUAAUAGGAAAUUUUCCAAUUGAGGAACAAUUAGCUGCUCUCGAAAAUUAUCUUCUUUUUCGUACAGCUAGGGAUUGCUCGAUACUUAUCGCUUUUCAAGAAAUUAAUCAAAAUGAAUCUGAGAGAGUUCCGGAGACGAGUUUGAUAGAAAUUUCGAAGAAUCUUAAAUUCGCCGUGAGUGUCCGGAUUUCGGAUUUGGAUCCAAAAAGCGUUCACUCAAUCGAAAAGCAUCGUCGUCGCGAUCUGGAAACUCUGAACGCCGUGAUUCACAUAAUUGAGGACGAAUUAAGUCACAGAAAUCAAAAUCGAGUUGAGAAUUCGUCAUUGUGAUAAAAAAAAACUGCUUCCUCAAUACGCUAUCCUGUCAUUUCAAAUAAAAAGCAUUAUUUUUAAUGAAGAAUGUU
Belonocnema kinseyi is the source of this 2157-nucleotide messenger RNA. RefSeq names its product inositol-pentakisphosphate 2-kinase (gene Ipk1). Gene Ontology annotation, molecular function: inositol-1,3,4,5,6-pentakisphosphate 2-kinase activity; ATP binding. Bases 338 to 2083 code for a protein of 581 amino acids. The transcript is spliced from 9 exons. Gene Ontology annotation, cellular component: nucleus. The record is from RefSeq and is a predicted model, not a curated record. NCBI's taxonomy places the organism in Eukaryota, Metazoa, Arthropoda, Insecta, Hymenoptera, Cynipidae. Gene Ontology annotation, biological process: inositol phosphate biosynthetic process.